This is a messenger RNA of Daucus carota subsp. sativus, 840 nucleotides long. Its product is annotated as probable BOI-related E3 ubiquitin-protein ligase 2. Gene Ontology annotation, molecular function: ubiquitin-protein transferase activity. The coding region runs from base 1 to 840 and encodes 279 amino acids. The transcript has 2 exons. Lineage: Eukaryota; Viridiplantae; Streptophyta; Magnoliopsida; Apiales; Apiaceae. The record is from RefSeq and is a predicted model, not a curated record.
AUGGAUAUGAGUUUCAAUCAGAAUCAGUUUCUUUCUGACCAGUUCAUGGCCUUGCCACCCUUGCCUUCUGUCACUGCCUCACAGGAUUGGCUCAUGAGUCCUCAUCUUAUGGGAAUUGGGGAUGUUAAUAUUGGUGGUGCAAUUUUCUCAGAGGAUCAGCAGCCAUACACUAAUCCACAACAACAGCUCAAUCAUGUCUAUGAUCCCUUUAUAAGCCCAGCCAAUCAGGCUCCACCACUUGGCCUCCCCUCCUCUUCACCAACUGACCUCUCCACGGACUUCUCUCAGUUCUUGGCUUAUGAACUUGAUAGGCAAACAACAGACAUGGAGGCAUAUCUUCACCUGCAGAAUCAAAGACUGAACGCAGUUCUGCGAGAAGAAACGAGGCAAAGAGCGGUUCAACUAGAGAAGUAUGCUGCAAAUCUGGUGAGUUUGAUCCAGAAGAAAGAAAAUGAGGUGGCUCUAGCAAGACAAACAAGCAUGGAGAUUGAGCAAUGCAUGGUGAAAACAGACGCAGAAGUGAAAAGCUGGCAGAAACUGGCUCUGGAGAAAGAAGCCAAGGUGGCAGAGCUGAGUUACAAGCUGAAGAAAGUUGAGGAGAGGAUCCAAAUGCUCAACAGUGGCGCAUUAGAUGCAGAUUCCACAUGUGGUGAAACCUCCCAGGGCAAAAGCAGAGAGGACUUGUAUGGUAAGUGCAAAGUGUGUCAGGCUCAAGGCUCCUGCGUGGUUCUUUUCCCCUGCAAGCAUUUAUGCUGCUGCAAAUCCUGUGAAGCUCUUGUCAAGUUCUGCCCAGUGUGUGAAUCUUUAAAGAAGGCGAGCAUGGAGAUCUUCUUAGGCUGA